Molecule: messenger RNA, 2295 nt
Organism: Myodes glareolus (Bank vole)
Lineage: Eukaryota; Metazoa; Chordata; Mammalia; Rodentia; Cricetidae
Gene: Lmbr1l
Product: limb development membrane protein 1 like
Biological process (GO): signal transduction; receptor-mediated endocytosis
Cellular component (GO): plasma membrane
Molecular function (GO): transmembrane signaling receptor activity
Source: RefSeq, a predicted model, not a curated record
GAGCUUCCGCGUAGCUGGGCGGCCGGUACUUGCGUUGAAACGUGACUGUGAGUGACCCCCACCUUAAAGGGGAGGGAGCCGCGGAGAACCCGAGCCCUUUAAGACAAAGCGGGCUGGGGCCUGCCCCUUUAAGGGCGUGGCGUCCGACGGCUGAAUCUGAGCCCCAGAUUACCUUGAGUUUCCGUCACGGGCAGCGAGGAGCAGCUCCUAGGCUGGGUCCGGGUGCUUGGCGGGCGGCGGCGGCCUCAUCCCCGCUCGUCCUCCCCGGACCCGGAGACAGCCCCGCCCCAGUCAUGCUGAGCAGAGUAUGGAAGCAGCUGACUACGAAGUGCUAUCCGUUCGAGAGCAGCUGUUCCACGACAGGGUCCGCGAGUGCAUCAUCUCAAUACUUCUGUUUGCAACGCUCUACAUCCUCUGCCAUAUCUUCCUGACCCGCUUCAAGAAGCCUGCUGAGUUUACCACAGUGGAUGAUGAAGAUGCCACAGUUAACAAGAUUGCGCUGGAGCUGUGCACCUUUACCCUGGCAGUCGCCCUGGGUGCUGUCUUGCUUUUGCCCUUCUCCAUCAUCAGCAAUGAGGUGCUGCUCUCGUUGCCAAGGAACUACUAUAUCCAGUGGCUCAACGGCUCCCUCAUCCAUGGUCUUUGGAACCUCGUUUUUCUCUUCUCCAACCUGUCUCUCAUCUUCCUUAUGCCCUUUGCAUAUUUCUUCACAGAGUCUGAGGGCUUCGCUGGCUCCAGAAAGGGUGUCCUGGGCCGGGUCUACGAGACAGUGGUAAUGUUGAUACUCCUCACUCUGCUUGUGCUGGGCAUGGUGUGGGUGGCAUCAGCCAUUGUAGAUAAUGACAAGGCCAGCAGGGAGUCACUCUAUGACUUCUGGGAGUACUACCUCCCCUACCUCUACUCCUGUAUCUCCUUCCUCGGAGUGCUCCUGCUCCUGGUGUGCACUCCACUAGGUCUUGCCCGCAUGUUCUCCGUCACUGGGAAGUUGCUAGUCAAGCCCCGGUUACUGGAAGACUUGGAGGAACAGCUGAACUGUUCGGUGUUUGAGGAGGCAGCUCUGACUCGAAGAAUCUGCAAUCCCACCUCCUGCUGGCUGCCUUUGGACAUGGAGCUGCUGCACAGACAGGUCCUGGCUCUGCAGACCCAGAGGGUCCUCUUGGAAAAGCGGCGGAAGGCUUCAGCUUGGCAGCGGAACCUGGGCUAUCCUCUGGCCAUGCUGUGUCUGCUGUUGCUGACGGGCCUGUCUGUGCUUAUUGUGGCCAUCCACAUCCUGGAGCUGCUCAUUGAUGAGGCCGCCAUGCCGCGGGGCAUGCAGGAUGCCUCCCUGGGCCAGGUCUCCUUCUCUAAACUGGGGUCCUUUGGUGCCAUCAUCCAGGUUGUGUUGAUCUUUUACCUGAUGGUGUCCUCGGUCAUGGGCUUCUACAGUUCUCCACUCUUCCGAAGCCUGAGACCCAGAUGGCACGACACAGCUAUGACACAGAUAAUUGGGAAUUGUGUCUGCCUUUUGGUCCUAAGCUCAGCACUUCCUGUCUUCUCCCGAACCCUUGGGCUGACUCACUUUGACCUGCUGGGUGACUUUGGACGCUUCAACUGGCUGGGCAAUUUCUACAUCGUGUUUCUCUAUAAUGCAGCCUUUGCUGGCCUCACCACACUCUGUCUGGUGAAGACCUUCACUGCGGCUGUGAGAGCAGAGCUGAUCCGAGCCUUUGGGCUGGACAGGCUACCCUUGCCUGUUUCUGGUUUUCCCCGGGCUUCCAGGAAGAAACAGCACCAGUGACCUCCUGCUAGGGGUUGAGAAGGAGAAAACUGGACACUGCCUAGUCCUGGAGGCAAGCCAGGGUGGUUGGACCUCAGGACCUGGAAUCUGAGAGGGUGGGUGGAGGAGGGAACUGAACCACCUGAACUGCUGUAUAAUCUGAGCCAGAGUUUGGGACCGGCCUCCUGCCUUUUCAGAUGUAGCUGUGGCCUCAGUAAGAGGUGAGCUGAGGGACUGGCUCUAUCUAGUUCCUGGUCCCAAAUCCGUUUACACAUCAAUCUGCCUCAAUCCUGUUCCAGGCCAUGCCUGAAGCCUUGUUUACAUAAUGAUGUGCAAUAGGGUGGGUGGGAGUGGGAAGAGCUAGGCUGGGCUGGGGUGGAGACCCUGUCUUCCUUGCCUCUGGCCCAGCAGAGCCUAAGCACUGUGCUGUCCUGUGGAGGGAGGGGCUUUGGACCACUGGAAAGACCAAGGUGCGGUGAGGGAGAGCUGCACCCAUCAGCAAUAAAGUUGAUCCCAGGGUUCUCUUGGUUUUUUAUAAA